This is a messenger RNA of Trichoderma virens Gv29-8, 1119 nucleotides long. RefSeq lists its product as uncharacterized. The record is from RefSeq and is a predicted model, not a curated record. Bases 1 to 1119 code for a protein of 372 amino acids. The transcript has a single exon. NCBI's taxonomy places the organism in Eukaryota, Fungi, Ascomycota, Sordariomycetes, Hypocreales, Hypocreaceae.
AUGCGGCAAGUCACGUCAGCAGACUACCUUUACGAGGACGCCCUCGCGGAAGAUAUUCCGACAGACCCCCAAGUACGACAGGACUAUUGGUUUGACCGAUGCCAAGACAAGAUUGAAGAGUCGCACCUGGGUGGCCUUUUCGCCGGGCUUUUCAAAUUCCAUGUUCACCGUAUUACGCGCGAAGAGCUCCACGAGUGGCGAUCGCACCCAGACGGAAACCAAUAUCUGGUCGCAAAGAUAGUCGAGAAAUUCGAGGAGUUACCCGACAACUACAGGGGAGGAUACUUCCCCUGGUUCCUGAGAAACCGUACCCGCUUCGAACUCGACCAUUCAACUGUCCAAGCACCCUGCCAAAUAACGCAGUUACGAAACAGGGAGGCUAGGGCCCGCAAGUAUCUGGCCCCUAAGGACCGGCACAAAGAUAUUAAGGACUUGACACCUUUUGCGAAGUUUCAUUGCUUCUUCUUCUAUCUCAUGGCCUUGGACAAUGAACACCCGCCGCCUUUGAACCGGGAACACUGCCAUUGGUUUGACUUUGGUUUCGUUGUCUCCCACGACGAGCACGAGGAAAGCUUGCUGGGGGCAAUGUACAGCACCAUACUGUUCGGGUCCACAGCUCAAGAGGAAUACAUGCAGAGUCUCGGAUCCUCAACUAUGGCGGAACAGAUCAACGAGAAAGAUCCUAUCUGCAGCUUCGACGAAUUCUGGAAGGCGUGGGAAAGAGGAGAACUUAUGACCUUGUUCGACAAACACUGGCCAGACUUGAAGACCAAGAGCACCACUACAUACAACAUCUUUGAUCGCUUGCGCGUGUUCCUCGAGGCAAAGGCGCCUCGUCCGUCCAUCUGGAGGUUGCGUCACUUCCUUGCCAUGGAAGAUGUUUCUGUCGAGUCUGCCGCGCCCGAGAUUGCCUGGGCGGCGCGGGACUAUGGAUUUUCUGAGCAGUUGGACACGAGGACGACAAUAGAGUUGAAGGAGCUUUAUCGGCAGCUCUUCAAGAAGGUGGAGCCUUUGGUAAUUCAUCAUGAAAGAAUGAAAGGCAAUUUAGUGCAACUUGCGGAGAAUCACGUCGAUAUUACAGCUCCAAGGAUGAAAGAAGUGCUUGAGGGUCUUCGAUAG